Amphimedon queenslandica is the source of this 509-nucleotide messenger RNA. RefSeq lists its product as uncharacterized. Lineage: Eukaryota; Metazoa; Porifera; Demospongiae; Haplosclerida; Niphatidae. The annotation marks the transcript as partial. The transcript is spliced from 2 exons. The record is from RefSeq and is a predicted model, not a curated record.
UGCCAUUAGGGAGAGGACGUUAUCAUCCCGUAAAUCACCGUGGCCUGUCGUGUACGUAGACCACACCUACAUUUAAUCAUGGCGAGUUACUCCUGGCCUGCUCCAUGUGUGGAAGUACUUACAGUUAUAGCAAGAGUAGAUAAUAGAAGUGGUCUUUCUCGCCAUAAGAAUACCUGUAUUGGAACUAAAUCCUCUGAAAUUAGCGAUAUUACGGCUGCUGCUAAUGUUGGAAAUAUUAAUUGUCACUUUACAGGAUGUGAUACCAGGUUCGUAUGUAGUGAUGAUUUGAUAAAACAUUUUUCAGAUGUUCGUAAUGAGAAAGUAAACAUUGAUAAAAAGAUGUUUGCUACUAUGGAGGAAUUUACAACGUGGAAAGCAGACUUUGAAGCACGUACGUCCUCAAACUUUGUAUUACAUUGUGCUCCAAAGAAGCGUCUUCAUUACCUAUGUUACUACUAUUAUUGUAAUUGUUCUGGCUCUUUCAAUUCAAGAAGUAAAGGAAAGAGAUC